AUGAAACCACGCACAUUACCUUGCUCGGUGAGCUAUGGCAAUCAUGUUCCUAUAACAACAGGUUCUCGUUCCUGGGCCUCUGGCUUUUACAAAAGAACAUUACGGGAGCGACAAAACAUACUGAUUGAGGCUUUUCCCGAAGUGUUUGGUCGAAAUUCUUUAGAGACAAUAAGCCUUGAUAUGAACAGUCAGUCAGUAUAUGUAACUCCAGAUACGUCGUCUUGUCGCUCCCCUAUUGAAGUAGAUCCUACGACGAUCGGUCUUCCAGUCGGGCUAGCAUUGAACUUUGUAAUAAACGACAAACCCAUAGUAAUUCCAAUGGCAAUAGAAGAACCUUCGGUAAUAGCCGCCGCUUCAGGAGCUGCAAAGACAAUUAAAAAGUUUACUGCAGUUGCUCCAGAGAAAAACAUGAUAACUUCUCAGAUAGCAGUAACAAAUAUUCCAGAAUCAAAAAUGGACGAUGCCAUCACUAAUAUUCAAACCCACAAAAAUUCCAUAAUUUCGCUUGCAAACACAUUCGUUCCGAAUAUGAUCAAACGCGGUGGCGGCGUUAGAAAUAUUACCACCCGACGUAUUCGUCGUAAACGUAACCCGCAUCCACGACAUGUCGAAUUAUGUCAAGAGAAUUUCACCGAAUGGCUAAUCGUUCACGUACAAAUAGAUGUAUGUGAUGCGAUGGGUGCAAAUUGCGCUAAUGCAGUUGCAGAGGGAAUAGCGACAAAAAUAGAAGAUAUAACUGGUGGGAAAGUCAGCCUGAGAAUCGUUAGCAAUUUCAGCACGGAAAGAAUUGUUAAGGCAUCUUUCCGUGUCCCAGUAGCGAGUCUAGGUUAUAAAACCCACACUGGCAGAUCCGUAGCCCUCGGUAUAGUUCAAGCAUACGAAAUGGCACAGAUAGAUCCAUAUCGUGCAACAACACACAAUAAAGGGAUCAUGAACGGCAUUGAUGCUGUUGCACUAGCCACAGGGCAAGACUGGCGAGCCAUUGAAGCGGGGGCUCAUGCUUGGGCUGCGUGUAGGAAUGAUAUCGAAAGAUACGAGCCUUUAACCAUGUACUGGAUUGAAAAGGAGGAUAGAAUGGAAGAGAAUGGUCAAAGAGAUGAUACAGGAUUGUAUCUAUGUGGAGAGAUAAACGUACCUAUAUGCGUUGGCACUGCUGGCGGUGUCCUGGCGACCAAUCCCGUGUACAAGUAUAAUUUGGGAUUGAUGGGAAACCCUAGUUCAAGUGAGCUUGCUAUGGCAAUGGCAUGUGUGGGACUAGCCCAAAAUUUUGCUGCCUUACGCGCUCUCACAACAGAAGGUAUUCAACAGGGACAUAUGAAGCUGCAUGCCAAGAAUAUCGUCAUAGCUGCCGGUUGUCCAUCAUCUGCCAUCACUACUGUUACUGAUAGGAUGGUGGAUACUGGAAGGAUUUCCUUCGCGGCUGCAAAGGAUCUUAUUGGGACCACCGCAAAGAAGGGUAUGGAAGUAAUUAAGAAUGGAGAAAAAAAUUUUGGGGAGAUUACGGCGUCUUUGGAAUGUUCGCCGUCAGUUCUCGUGACGCUUUGGAGAACGGAAAUAAAUAAUAAAGUAUGA
This is a messenger RNA of Paraglomus brasilianum, 1572 nucleotides long. The record is from the annotation of a GenBank genome assembly. NCBI's taxonomy places the organism in Eukaryota, Fungi, Glomeromycota, Glomeromycetes, Paraglomerales, Paraglomeraceae.